AUGGAUUGCAUUGACGACAACAAUUUGGACAUUGACCUCGACGUUGCUGAAGCUGGGCUUUACAACCCGAUAGCAUGGCAGCCAGCUGUCCACUUAAGCACAACACGCUUAAUUCUCUUGUCGAUGGGUUUUGUUGGAUUCCGAGCAUGUACUGAUGUGAGGGACAAGGCUUUCCUCCGGAGCCUGCACCUAAAUGACUCGGUCAUCGCACUGAUCUGGCUAGGAGGACCUGUGUGCGGCGCCGUUCUGCAGCCGUACUUUGGCUUGUGCAGUGAGCACUGUCGCUCGUCAUGGGGACGUCGACGUCCCUAUAUCGCCGGAGGUGCUGCAGCCGUUGUUAUAUCUCUGCUCGGUCUCGCGUAUGCAGACGCAGUCGCUUCCCGGUCACCUACGACCACUACUGGAGCUCAGGUUAUGGCCAUCUUUGCCAUGACCAUCCUCAAUGCCGCUAUCCAGCCGCUACAGGGCGGCCUACGUGCACUUCUAGUGGACAUCUCGCCGCCACAUCAGCUGGCAACGGCUAAUGCCUGGGCGAGCCGUCUGACCAGCAUGGCCAACGUCCUUGAUUACCUGGCUGGAUUUCUAGAUCUAAGUGGGCCGUCUUCUCCACUUGGGGACUCGCAAUUUCGGGUGCAUUGCCAGUUCUCGGCCGCUGUGCUCGUUGCCAGCGUCACACUAACUUAUCAGCGCCAGUCUCGGAAACCGGACACGAACAAGUUCAGCAAUAGGUAUCUCGUUGAAGAGGGCACACGCAUGGGAUCCCUUGGAUUACUGCUAUUUUCUGUAACAGCACUGGUCACUGGGUCAAUUCUUCCAAUGGUUCUCUUGAGAGAACAGGAAUCACAUAAAGCCUGCAGCGGGUUAAGAAGGGAGGAAGACGAGGAGCAACCUCUUCAGAAGUCAAUGCGAGAUCCAGACGCUCGCAUCCAGCGCAUCUGGAUGUGGGCACUUGUGCUUUACGUCACAUGUAUCCUCUCGAACAUUAUAGUGACUUCGCUGUGGGGGACCUAUGCUCUUGUCGGUUUCUGUGGCAUCAGCUGGGCCGUCACCAUCUGGGCCCCCUUUUCCUUGAUUAGCAUGGCGAUCCGGGAUAAUGAUACAGAGGAAGAAGAAGAGGAGGCUGGAAAGGAGGACUCUGCAGAUUCUCUUCAUGUCUGUGUCGAAAAUAAGCCCAUCGAACGCCGGCCUGGUAUUGCUAUGGCCUUGCAUAACACGGCAAAUUCUGCUCCGCAGAUCGUGGCCGUUGUGAUUAGCAGUAUCGUAUUCCGUGUGUGCAGUGACAACGACCAUUUUGACGGGAAAGAUGGCGGUAUUGCAUGGUCACUACGCAUCACGGCAUUUUCUGCUGUCGUUGCGGCCAUGAUUGCAAAAAAGGGGUCACAGUAG
Messenger RNA from Grosmannia clavigera kw1407, 1386 nucleotides. Its product is annotated as sucrose transport protein. Gene Ontology annotation, molecular function: sucrose:proton symporter activity. Gene Ontology annotation, cellular component: membrane. The transcript has 3 exons. Lineage: Eukaryota; Fungi; Ascomycota; Sordariomycetes; Ophiostomatales; Ophiostomataceae. The record is from RefSeq and is a predicted model, not a curated record. The coding region runs from base 1 to 1386 and encodes 461 amino acids.